AUGAGCGAAAGAGGUUCCGAGAUGGUAUUCCGAUCGGAGAAUAUCCCGGUCCGGUUCUUCAAAGCAUGCCGGUGGUGUCGCCGGCAGAAGAUGCGUUGCGAUGCACGCAACCAGGUUCCAUGUUUCCGUUGUCGCUCUACAGGCCGGGAUUGUAUCUUGGAUCCUAUCGAUGACGGAAGACGGCGAAAUGAACGCCGCAGGAAAACUGCGACACCAUCACGAUGUCAAGUAGCGACUUCACCGCUGGACCCGCGCAGUGGGUUUCACACCCCCGCAUCAAGAGAGCAAGAGUACUCUCCCGCCACGGGGCAGGACGCUGCGGCGUUUGAUACCUCGAUUGACUCGAUGCCUGAAUCGACUACGUUGGGAGACCUUCAACGGUCCCAAACUGCUGAUCACAAUGGACGGGAAUCUCAGCAGUUGAGCCCGAAUGAUAUGAUUGCGCCGGUCUCGGCAGUGCAUUCCAUGUCUGUAAACUUGCUGGGGUCAAAUAAUAUAUUCAUGGAUAAUUCAACCAAAGGCGAUCCGAAGAGCGAUAUUAUUGCUCGAGGUAUUGUCAGCGAAGAACAGGCCCGUGUCAUGUAUGAGAGGUUUAUGGGGGGAAGCAAAAAUUACUUGCCUCUUUUCGACCCAAUUCGAGAUACAUUUGACUCUAUCAGGUCACGCUCUUUGUUUUGCUUUACAGUGAUCAUUUACCUCGCGAGUCGUGCAGUGGCCGACCUGCGCAGUGACACGCAUAUGCAACGUGUACUGCAAGAUGAGGCGCAGCGACUCGCCGAAGACAGUUUCUUCGAGCGACCCACGAAACUAGAAACUGUCCAAGGCAUGAUUCUCCUUGCUGCCUACUCCGAGAAAACCUGGUUCUCGACCGCGCUCAUUCUGCGCACUGCUUUGGAUUCUGGAUUGGAAAAGUCGCUGGACACUUUACUAUCUCAGGAAAACUUGCCUCGGAGCGCGCUCUCUGCUUCUAUGGCGGAUCGUCAACUAGUGUGGCAAACGAGGACCUGGCUGAUUAGCUUCACGUUAGAGUUGGAUGUGGCCUCUGGGACAGGCCGCAAGUCACGUAUAGCCGAGGUGGACGUUGAAAAGCUACGCAGAUUUCUCGAUUAUCCGCUCUCUCUGCCUUGCGACAUGCGCACUGUGUCUAUUAUUGAACUCCAUCAACUUCGAGGCAAAUCCCGAAUGAUCCUCGAAAACUCGCCGACGAUCCGCGAUAUUGUAUCCACAGAGUUACCAGCCAUCAUGGCAAGGUUGCAAAACUGGUGGACUGUAUGGGAUGAGAUUCAUGACAAUAAUGGCUUUCAUGCGGGUGCCUUCCAACGCAGCAGUCUCAAACUCGCUCUUCAUUAUGCUAGGAUUUUCGUUCUCUGUGCAUCGCUGGCGCGCAUUCAAAAACUACACCCUGGUUACUCGGACUCCGAGUCAGAGGACAUCGACCAGAAUGUUCUGAAUUUAUGGCAGUCGCUGGUCACUACAAUCAUGGACCAACUGGCAUUUUUAAUCACGGAACCCGCCUACCGCUGCCAGCUUUCAUGGGCGCCCACAUAUCCUGCUCUCACGAUUGCCUUUGUCAUGGUAGCAACAUUUGCCCUCCGAAUUGCGCGAUGGCGUCCGAAUCUCAUUGAUCAAGAAGUGCUCCUAGAAAGAGCAGAUAAAAUAUGCGAUUUCCUGAAGCAACCCCCAUACCCCGAUGUCCACCGCACCGUUUCCAUCUUUGUAAAUUAUGCUCGGGCCCUGUUUGCUAGUCAGCCCACACACAGCAACGGCAGUGCGGAGGUGCCCGAUGUGUCAGAGCAAGGCGACGGGUCAAGUCCUCCGUACAGAGGGUCAGAUCAUUCGACUGUUAACGCCCCUCCGUCAGGACUAAGCUCUCUAGGGGAUCCCCGGUACCGACCCGGGGCACCACUUCAGAGCGACAAGGACCCGAAUAUGGCCUCGAUGCCAAGUAGCGACACAGUUGCACCCAGACCGCCUCUUCCCAGGCUACCCGAUACAAUGGAGGCGCCCAAUUGGACCAUGUCGAAUUCGAUUGCGGAUUCAUUUGGGUUGUUUGAAGAGGGGCAGAACGAUAUAUUCGAUUUCUUGCCUAUGAUGCCGUCGAUUCCUCAAUGA
This is a messenger RNA of Penicillium alfredii, 2112 nucleotides long. RefSeq names its product Zn(II)2Cys6 transcription factor. Gene Ontology annotation, molecular function: zinc ion binding; transcription cis-regulatory region binding; DNA-binding transcription factor activity, RNA polymerase II-specific. The record is from RefSeq and is a predicted model, not a curated record. Gene Ontology annotation, cellular component: nucleus. Lineage: Eukaryota; Fungi; Ascomycota; Eurotiomycetes; Eurotiales; Aspergillaceae. The transcript is spliced from 7 exons. Gene Ontology annotation, biological process: regulation of DNA-templated transcription. The coding region runs from base 1 to 2112 and encodes 703 amino acids.